Pectinophora gossypiella (pink bollworm) is the source of this 3514-nucleotide messenger RNA. RefSeq lists its product as uncharacterized. Lineage: Eukaryota; Metazoa; Arthropoda; Insecta; Lepidoptera; Gelechiidae. Gene Ontology annotation, biological process: DNA integration. The coding region runs from base 494 to 2788 and encodes 764 amino acids. Gene Ontology annotation, molecular function: nucleic acid binding. The transcript is spliced from 2 exons. The record is from RefSeq and is a predicted model, not a curated record.
UGUAUAUGUCACCGUAAAAUUGUAAAUAACGUUAGAUUAUAAUCUAUCUCGUGAGAUUGUGAACUGUCGAAAAAUUGUGAAUCGUAACAUAUUGCUUACAAUUUAACGCAUUAUUUUUCGGUAGAUUAUAAUUUAUCGAAGUGAAACCGUCAAAUUGUGAAACGAAACGCACCUUGCGCGCUGAUUGGUUGAACGGUAUAUGCCCCGCGCCGCCAUGUUUGUUUCUUAAUUCGUUUGUUGUCGAAUGUAAACAAACAGUGUUUUGGUGAUUAUAAAUUGAUUUCGUGCCGAAAAUAACUCACAGUAUUAGAAUUCGUUAUAUUAAAUUAUUGUGAAAGUGAAAUGAAUCUGUGAUUAACAAAAUAAGAGAAGUUUGAAUGAUAAAUAAGUUAGUGUUAGUCACCGAACAUAGUCUAAAUUCUUACAUACAUUUUACGUGUUUUAAUAUUUUUAUGCUUGUGAAUCAAUGUGAACUUAUUUAAUAACAUUUAUAAUGUCGGAUAUUCAGCCUGUCCAUCAACAAAGCUCAGAAAUACCAGCUAUUGUUAAUCAGGAUGAAUUUACCAUAGAAUUACAAAACUAUUACAGUGGGCAUAAUGAAAAUAGUAAAAAAUUACAAUGGACAAAUCAAAGAAUACAAAGUGUGAUUAAAUUGUUAGACGAGUACAACACAAUAAAAUCUCAAGGUAAGCGACCUACAACCAAGCAUUACCAUCAUGCAAGAAAAUACGAUGUAAUGAAUAUUGGUAACCAGAAAGUUUUAAUAAUGAAGAGAAAGGAUAUCUCUGAUCCUGUAGUACAAAUAAUUCCAAUGGAUGAGUAUUAUCAAAAGAUACUCGACGCACAUAUUGCCACUGGACAUGGACGUCGAGACAAAAUUGUUCACACCUUGAAAGAUAAAUAUGUGGUGCCAAUAUUUGCGGUUUCAAUAUUCCUAAAUUUGUGUAAAACAUGUCUAGCAAAGAAAAGCUUUCCAAAAAAAGGAAUAGUCGUAAAACCGUUGAUUUCUGACGACUUCAAUCGAAGGGGACAAAUAGAUCUUGUAGACUUCCAAACGUCUCCAGAUCAAGAAUAUAAAUGGUUGUUACAAUAUCAGGAUCAUUUAACAAAAUUCUGUUUUUUGCGACCAUUAAAAAGCAAACAGGCUAAAGAAGUGGCAAUCGAAAUUCUUAAGAUUUUUUUGGAAGUUGGCUGUCCACAUAUCCUCCAAAGUGAUAACGGACGCGAGUUCACAGCAUCUGUGCUUAAAGAAAUAGUCAGUUUGUGGCCUGCUUGUAAAAUAAUUAAUGGAAGACCCAGAUAUCCGCAAAGCCAAGGAAGUAUAGAGCGUUCAAAUCAGGAUAUAAAAAAUAUGAUUCGAGCCUGGAUGACAGAUAAUAAAUCUACUAAUUGGUCCAUUGGGUGCUAUUUCGUUCAGUUCCAAAAAAAUUCAUCUUACCAUUCAACAAUAGCUCGAUCUCCAUAUAAAGCCUUGUUUGGUGAGGAUCCAAAACUUGGACUCUCAUCCACCUACUUAUCUAAAAAUAUAAUAUUCAAAUUAGAAAAUGAAGAAGAUUUGCAAAAAUUGUUUGAAGAGAUUAAUAACAACAAAGAACAAAAUUCAGAAAACGAUCAAGAAGACAACAAAGAACAAAAUUCAGAAAAACAUCAAGAAGACAACACAGAACAAAAUUCAGAAAAAGAUCAAGAAGACAACAAAGAACAAAAUUCAGAAAAACAUCAAGAAGACAACACAGAACAAAAUUCAGAAAAAGAUCAAGAAGACAACAAAGAACAAAAUUCAGAAAAACAUCAAGAAGACAACACAGAACAAAAUUCAGAAAAAGAUCAAGAAGACAACAAAGAACAAAAUUCAGAAAAACAUCAAGAAGACAACACAGAACAAAAUUCAGAAAAAGAUCAAGAAGAGGAAGAACAGGAAAACGUAAAUACAAUAAAUAUUUCAAAAAUUGACACUCUGAACAUUGAACAAGAAGAAAUAACCGCAGCAAGUCAUGAAAUAAUUAUGUUGGAACAAGUUAACACUGAAAACAAUCCUAAACUACAUUCUGCUUUACAUGAGAAUUUACCUGUAGUUACAGAGGUUAUUAUUCAUAAACCAGAUAAUAUGCAGGAAAAAACAUCUUUAAAAAGUACGAAUAGCAUAAAUUCAGAAAAUCAAGGGAAAGUAGAUGAAAAUAUUUACAAAGUAUCUGAAGCUUAUACAUGUACCAAAUGCAAGAAAAUAGUUCAGGCCAUAUGUGGAGUCGUAUCUGAGGAAAAUGAGGGCUAUGGAUCGCAAUUGCUUUGCAAUUUGUGUGUGAAUGAACGUAACAUCGUACAAGAAAGAACACAAUCACACAUAAAUUUAAAAAGAGCGGCAGAUAAAAUGUUAUCCACAUCGUCUAAGAAAUUUAAAGAUAUCAGUACUGGUUCAACUGUAUUAGUUGAGGUUCCAAAAGUUGAUAGAGGACCUUUGGACAGUAAAAACUUGAUUGGAAAAGUUUUAAUGAAAAAGAACGAGUUAUAUCAAGUUGGUACUGCUUCUGGCAUAAUCAAAGAUUGGAUGCCUCGAAAUGCUCUUCUUUCCUGUCCAAAUGCAGAACUACUCAUUGACAUUCCAGAGGUUACAUUACCGUUGAGAACUGUUGCAUCAAUGUCUUCAUCAUUUGGCGGACAAGGGAUGAAACAAUGCAAUUGCAAAAAAAAUAAAAAUGGACAAUGCGUUUCCAAUAAGUGUAAUUGCAAAAAAGCCAAUGUUCUUUGUAACUCCAGGUGCCACAGUUCGUUGACAUGCAACAAUAAAUGAACAUUUUUAUUGGUGCAAUUUACUUUUAUUUUCUAAUAGAUAAUUUUGUUACGUUUUCUAAACAUUAAUUCAUGUAUUAGAAUUGUUUUUUAAAAUUUUAAUUUUAUUUUAUGAUCGUUUUUUUCUAACAGAAAACGCAUUAUUUUUUUCAAUUUUAAUUUGUGUUUGAGGAGAAAACAUUGUUACGUUUCAGAUUUUUUAUUUUCAUACAUUUUUUUCUUAUCAUGUGAUGUCAGAAUUAUUGAUUACCUACUAAAUAAUAAAUAAAUACUUGAUGUCCCAAUUCUUGAAGUGCUUUUUUUUUGUUUUGGUUUUCCCCGAAGGGUAAGGCACAACACCACUUCGUAUUAAUUAUUUAGAUUAUUCAAUGAAGAAAGCAACUGUCCCGUUCCCGUUUCCCGCCAAAAAGCCAUAAAUACUUGAUGUUCCAAUUCUUGAAGUGCAUUUAUUUUAUUUGACUGGCACCUGUAUUUUAUUCCUAACUCUAUGGACACAGAACCGUCUACUGUAAGGCCGACCAAUCAGGGACAGCCGUCGGACAGUUGACAAUUUGACGAUUGUAAGAUUGUGAUUUAACAAUUUCACUUCGAUAGAUUAUAAUCUGACGAAUAAUAAUACGUUAAAUUGUAAGCAGUAUAUUACGGUUCACAAUUUUUCGACAGUUCACAAUCUCGCGAGAUAGAUUAUAAUCUAACGUUAUUUACAAUUUUACGGUGACAUAUACAA